AUGCCCAGCAAGUUGAGCAAGGGGAGCGACCUAUCUCUGCCUGUCUACCCUGCCCUGCCGCAGCAGCGGUUUGUGCGGCGCCUCUCCUCCGCCGCGCUGCCAUCGGUGGGGCGCCUAAACCACGUGGCCAUUGCGGUCCCAUCCCUGGAGGAGGCUGCUCAAAAGUACAGGGACGUGCUCGGGGUCAAGGUCAGCGCGCCGCAGUCCCUGCCCGAGCACGGUGUGCGGGUGGUGUUUGUGGAGCUGCCCAACACCAAGCUGGAACUGCUGGAGCCUCUGGGCAGCUCCUCCCCCAUUGCGGGCUUCCUGCAAAAGAACAGCGCUGGCGGCAUCCAUCACAUUUGCCUGGAAGUGGAUGACAUCCAUGCCAGCAUGCGGCAUGUGGGUGAGCGGGUGCGCUUGCUGGAUAAGCAGCCCAAGAUUGGGGCGCAUGGCCUGCCAGUGGUGUUUGCACACCCGAAGGAUUUGUGUGGCGUGCUGACGGAGUUGGAGGAGGUUAAACGCUGA
Molecule: messenger RNA, 507 nt
Organism: Chlorella variabilis
Lineage: Eukaryota; Viridiplantae; Chlorophyta; Trebouxiophyceae; Chlorellales; Chlorellaceae
Exons: 2
Coding region: 1-507 (168 amino acids)
Biological process (GO): L-methylmalonyl-CoA metabolic process
Molecular function (GO): methylmalonyl-CoA epimerase activity
Source: RefSeq, a predicted model, not a curated record